Messenger RNA from Polychytrium aggregatum, 786 nucleotides. RefSeq lists its product as uncharacterized. The coding region runs from base 17 to 427 and encodes 136 amino acids. The transcript has 2 exons. The record is from RefSeq and is a predicted model, not a curated record. Gene Ontology annotation, biological process: proteasome assembly. NCBI's taxonomy places the organism in Eukaryota, Fungi, Chytridiomycota, Chytridiomycetes, Polychytriales.
AUCCCAUCCAACCUCCAUGACCGCAGAAUCACCGUUCCCGAUCGAAACCAUCCACACGUCCCGGGAGAUCAGGGGUGUACCGACGCAGGCCUGCGUCAUGUACUUUGCCGACAAGAUCUGGGUUGUCGUCACCCAGUUCAACAAAGUCGGCAAUCUGGUGCUGGCGACCCAGAGCACCUUGGCCAACCCGCUGCUGGCACCACCCUCUGGAUCCUCGAUAUCGACCAAGGUUCUUCUCGGACAGCGAGAUGACCCACGCCUGUCCAUCUAUGCGUCCUCAAUCCUCGCGCGCAUCACCACUCGUUCCCCUCUCGAAACUCGGCCAUUGUUGCUCGGGAUCGCAUUGCAUCCCGAUCCCGACGACUCCGCCCCCAGCCAAGUGUUUGAGGAGGUCAUGGACUUGCUCGAGAGCAUCAAUCUCUUCUGAGUGGGCACCCAUGACCGUAUCGGCGGCUCCCCUGUCACACGGCUCUGCCAGGACUCUCGGGCGCAUUCGAUCGUAAUCAACCCAUGCCACGAGUUCGCUGUCUUCUCAAUACAUUGAUACGCAUUUGUCACAGCCAUCCAGGGCAGCGCCAACGGUUGUGUCGCUCCUGAUCAUGAUGCUCUUCUGAGACCAAGCUUCGAGCAUUUGCAAAUCCAGUGGGCAAUCAUCCCCGGUUCAUGCGAUUGCCCCAUCCCUUGGGGUUGUCGUCCUUGAAGUCGUCCCAGGCCCUGGCUUUCAUGGUCGCCGCAUCAAUGGUGGCCUCUUCAUCCUCGUCAUCUGGCUUCUUCUCGGGCUUCUCA